Messenger RNA from Cajanus cajan (pigeon pea), 1885 nucleotides. RefSeq names its product Pyridine nucleotide-disulfide oxidoreductase family protein. NCBI's taxonomy places the organism in Eukaryota, Viridiplantae, Streptophyta, Magnoliopsida, Fabales, Fabaceae. The record is from RefSeq and is a predicted model, not a curated record. Gene Ontology annotation, molecular function: oxidoreductase activity.
AGAACUAAAAAAAAAGUAAAAAAAAUUGAAUCGACGCUGCAAGGAGGAGCUUGUGACUUGUGAGGUGUUUUCCGAACAAAAAUGCAAAAAAUGGGAAUUUUGGGAGGAAGAAGGUGGUUAAGCAGGGGCUUUUCUUCGAACCCAUUGCGUGUGUGUGUUGUUGGAAGUGGCCCUGCUGGCUUCUACACUGCCGAGAAGAUGUUGAAGACGCACCAACAAGCACAAGUUGAUAUCAUAGACAGGCUACCCUCGCCUUUUGGAUUGGUCCGCUCCGGUGUUGCACCCGAUCACCCUGAAACAAAGAUUGUUAUCAACCAGUUUUCAAAGGUGGCACAGCAUGAACGAUGCUCAUUUUUGGGGAAUGUGACUCUUGGUUCCAGCAUUUCUCUCUCUGAAUUACGCGAGCUUUAUCAUGUGGUUGUCCUUGCAUAUGGUGCUGAAAGUGAUAGAAGUCUUGGUAUUCCGGGGGAGAAUUUGAAAGGUAUACAUUCAGCUAGAGAGUUUGUUUGGUGGUAUAAUGGGCACCCAGAUGGGCGAAAUCUUGAGCCAGACCUUAAGAGCACUGAUACAGCUGUAAUCCUUGGCCAGGGAAAUGUUGCUUUAGAUGUUGCAAGGGUUCUUUUACGACCUACUACAGAGUUAGCAACAACUGAUAUUGCCAAUCAUGCUUUGGCUGCUCUGGAGGAGAGCUCUAUCAGGGUGGUUUAUUUGGUUGGAAGACGUGGUCCAGCCCAAACAGCUUGUACUGCAAAAGAACUGCGUGAAAUUCUUGGUAUUCAUAAUGUUGAUAUUUUAAUUCAGGAAUCUGAUCUACUUUUAACCCCAGUUGAUGAGGAAGAACUUAAGAGUAACCGAAUAAAGAGAAGAGUUCAUGAGUUGCUAUCUAAGGCUGCUACCUCAAAACCUAAACAUGCCAGUUUGAACCAACGUGAGCUCCAUUUUGUCUUCUUCCGUAAGCCAGAUAGUUUUCAAGAGUCUGAAGACAGAGCUAACCAUGUUUCUGGCGUGCACUUUGAGAAAACAGUUCUUAAAGGUGUUAGCCCUGGAAAACAGAUUGCCGUGGGUGCUGGAGAAUUUGAAGAUAUAAAAUGCGGGUAUUAUCUCAUUGAGGAGAUCAUAUACAAUUACCAAGAUUCUUGGAUGGUACUUAAGAGCAUUGGUUACAAAUCAGUACCAGUUGAUGGCUUGCCUUUUGAUCAUAAAAAAGGUAUAGUUCCAAAUGAUAGAGGUCGAGUGUUGAGUGACACUUCAGAUCCUUCGGUUCUUGAAAAGGGCUUGUAUGUAUGUGGUUGGCUGAAGAGAGGACCAAGCGGAAUUAUUGCCACAAACCUAUAUUGUGCAGAAGAAACUGUUUCGAGCAUAUCAGAAGACCUUGAAAAAGGAGGGUUGAUUUCAUCAUCAGCCAUGCCAAAACCAGGCAGGGACGGACUUCUCCAGCUUCUGCAUGAUAGAAAUGUCAGAACCGUUUCAUUCAGUGAUUGGGAAAAGAUAGACUCUGAAGAAAGGAGGCUUGGAAGUUCAAGGAACAAACCUAGGGAAAAACUAACUACCUGGGAUGAACUAUACAAAACUACCUCACAAUGAAUCAACUAUUUCACGUGUUACUUCAUUGUUUUAGCUUCAUGAUCGGAUACACCAAGAACUAUACAAAACUACCUCACAAUGAAUCAAUAAUUGAAAGAAACUGAGCACAUUUGUUGAAGUCUUCCUCUUUUUUAUGUUGUAAUGUCCCAUUUUAUUUUAUUAUUAUUUUAAAAGGGGUAUCCCUUUAAAGAAUUCUUUUAGAUUUAAUUUUAUGUUCCAAAUUGCAUGGUUAUUCUAAAUUUGAAUAGUAACCUGUGGAGCAGUGAUAAUUGUAUGGUUAUUGUCUUACUGAAAUUCUUAA